AGUCCCUGCUUCACUGAAUUAAGUCUCCUGCAGCACCUUAGUAGGUUACAUCAGACAGAGAGGAGCUCCAGUGGCUAGUCAUUGGGAUGCCUUUAAGAACCCAGCCCUGGGAAGCCCAUGCUGAUAGGAGCUGUCUGUGAGAGGAGAAAUAAAAAAGACCCUCUCCCCCCCAUACACCCUAUUUUUGGAAACACUGGUGUCUCAGUCCACCGGGGUAACUCUUACCCCGUCUGCCCCUGCCAGGGUUUUACCCUCUGUUACCUUCUGGCAGCACCUUACCCCUGGGCUUAACCCCAGCUCCUUCCCCCCCAUCCCUGAUUUUGCCCUUCAGCCCCUAUCCUAACCCUGCUUCCAGCUGCUUGACUCCCGACCAAUGAAUUUUUGCCCCCUGCUCAGAAUCUGGCCAACACCUCCCUCCUCCGAUUUGCCCCCUUUCCUCCUUUUUAACCCCUGUAAAAACAGUCUGCAGAAUCUUAUGGGUAAUAAGGGCAGGGUGAAGGGCAGUGACUUCAGCAGAUGUUACUGAGCGUGCUCAGUUCACGUCAGCAUGCUCAGUGCACCCUAAGUAGCAAAUUCCUACAGGGAGCAGUUUCUGCUCCUCCACAUGGCAGGAAAGUGACUCUGCACAAAGGGCCCCUUUCAGGGACCUGCUGGCGAGUUUGAAGUACAGGGAGGAGGGGCUCCCUGUGUGUCUGUGAGUCCCAGAGCUGCUGUCCUCUUGGAUACUGCUACGGUUCAAACCCCUGUUAGCAGUGUCAGUGGCUGAUCUCCCGAAGGAGAGCAAAGGCCCACGUCAGUGGAGCAGUCACCAGUUCUCCAGGGAGAGGGAAGAUGAUAAAAAGGGAGAGUGGAGAGACUGGAAGGAGCAGCAGGAAGAGAAGUUCCCAGACCUGCCCAGAUCCAUUCACUGCAUUAUCCCGGGCAGACUGACUCUCCUGGGCACAAGGAGAGGAGCUGAGAGAGGAAAAGCCAGUUGCUGACUGCCUGGAAUCGCUGCACUGCUUGUAGAGUGGGGGGACAGGCGCUGCCUUUGGGGACAGUGUCAGAGGGAAUCCCCAAAAGUGGCUUCUCUGGUUCUGCUCUUUUUGCAGCAUUUGGCUCAGAGACACUGUUACAGGGAGAGUUUCAAAGUGUCCCGGUGGGUUCAGUUCUCCUGGGAGGGGGCUGGCCUGGGUGGUAAUAACCUAACUGGGUUUCUUCCCAGCAUGGCAAAGUCCAGAGCGUCUGACUCAAGGGAAAGAGCCUGGGGGGGAAUCGGGGUGCGAAAUGGACUCAAGCCCCUUCUGAAACCUCCCCCAUCGCCCCUCUCACCCCGACAGGCUGAGGAAUCACGUCCAGAUUUCGCUCCAGAUCAACCCAUCUUCCAGGAGAAAGGGAAGGGAAAUGGCUGUGAUGGAGCCAGCUCAGCUGCCGGUGACCUUCGAGGAGGUGGCUGUGUAUUUCACCCAGGGGCAGGGGGCUCUGCUGGACCCCGGUCAGAGAGCCCUCUACAGGGACGUAAUGCAGGAUAACUACGAGACGGUGACCUCGUUGGGGUUUCCCAUUCCCAAGCCUGAGCUAAUCACCCAGAUGGAACGAGGGGAAGAGUUGUGGGUCCCGGAUCUCCAGGCCUGUGAGGAAAGAGAGAUCCCGAGAGGCACCCGCACAGGUGCUAAGAGAGUGAGUGAGAGUGAAGAUGGGAAUCAUCAUGAGGACGUUCCUGGGGAAGUUGAUGGAUCUGUUAUAUGUGGUGGAGGACACAAGGAUCCCACAGCCCAGCAGAGAAAUCCCAAUGAAGAGAAACCCUACCAGUGCCUCGACUAUGGGAAAGGAUUCAUUCUGAGCUCACACCUUGUGACACAUCAGACAAUCCACACUGGAGAGAAACCCCUUCAAUGCUUGGACCGUGGCGAAAGCUUCAUUAAUCGCUCAGACCUGAAUAAUCAUGGGAGAAGCCACACAGACGAGAAACCCUCUCAAUGCCUCCAGUGCUGGAUAUCUUUCUACUCGAAGUCAGCACUGAUUAAACAUCAGAGAACCCACACAGAAGAGAGACCCCAUAAGUGCUUAGACUGUGGGAAAAGUUUCACACAGAAAUCAGGCCUUCUUACACAUCGGAGAAUCCACACAGGAGAGAGACCCCAUAAGUGCUUAGACUGUGGGAAAAGUUUCACACAAAAAUCAGGCCUUCUUACACAUCGGAGAAUCCACACAGGAGAGAGACCCCAUAAGUGCUUAGACUGUGGGAAAAGUUUCACACAGAAAUCAGGCCUUCUUACACAUCAGAGAAUCCACACAGGAGAGAGACCCCAUAAGUGCUUAGACUGUGGGAAAAGUUUCACACAGAAAACAGGCCUUGUUACACAUCAGAGAACCCACACAGGAGAGAGCCCCCAUAAGUGCUUGGACUGUGGGAAAAGUUUCACACAGAAAUCAGGCCUUGUUACACAUCAGAGAAUCCACACAGGAGAGAGACCCCAUAAGUGCUUGGACUGUGGGAAAAGUUUCACAGAGAAAUCAGGCCUUGUUAAACAUGGGAGAAUCCACACAGGAGAGAGACCCCAUAAGUGCUUGGACUGUGGGAAAAGUUUCAUACAGAGAUCUUCCCUUGUUUCACAUCAGGCAGUCCACACAGGAGAGAGACCCCAUAAGUGCUUGGACUGUGGGAAAAGUUUCAUACAGAGAUCUGCCCUUGUUUCACAUCAGGCAACCCACACAGGAGAGGUUCCCUAUAAGUGCUUAGUCUGUGGGAAAAGUUUCACGUGGAGAUCUGCCCUUGUUUCACAUCUGAGAACCCACACAGGAGAGAAACCCCAUAAGUGCUUGGACUGUGGGAAAAGUUUCAUACAGAGAGCUGCCCUUGUUUCACAUCAGGCAACCCACACAGGAGAGAGACCUUAUAAAUGCCUCUGCUGCGGAAAUGGUUUCCUUUGGAAGUCAGCCCUUAUAAGACAUCAGAGAAUCCACACAGGCGAGAGACCUCAUAAGUGCUUAGACUGUGGGAAAAGUUUCACACACAAAUCAGGCCUUGUUAUACAUCAGAAAAUCCACACAGGAGAGAGACCCCAUAAGUGCUUGGACUGUGGGAAAAGUUUCAAGGAUAAAUCAGGCCUUUUUAAACAUCGGAGAAUCCACACAGGAGGGAGACCCCAUAAGUGCUUAGACUGUGGGAAAAGUUUCAUAUGGAGGUCAGGCCUCCUUAAACAUCAGAGAAACCACACGGGAGAGAGACCCCAUAAGUGCUUGGACUGUGGGAAAAGUUUCACAUUGGGAUCAGACCUUAUAAGACAUCAGAGAAUCCACACAGGAGAGAGACCCUAUAAGUGCUUGGACUGUGGCAAAAGUUUCAUAUGGAGGUCAGGCCUCUUUAAACAUCGGAGAAUCCACACGGGAGAGAGACCCCAUAAGUGCUUGGACUGUGGCAAAAGUUUCACAUUGAGAUCAGACCUUAUAAGACAUCAGAGAAUCCACACAGGAGAGAGACCCUAUAAGUGCUUGGACUGUGGCAAAAGUUUCAUAUUGAGAUCAGCCCUCAUUAAUCAUUGGAGAAUCCACACAGGAGAGAGACCCUAUAAGUGCUUGGACUGUGGGAAAAGUUUCACACAGAAAUCAAACCUCAAUAAACAUUGGAGAAUCCACACAGCAUUUAAACUUCCGUGACCCAUGGCCAGAAAGGGUGAAGCAACUUGCAGGCUAAUUGAUCUAGAUUCAACCUUUAGAGACAUGCUUCUAAGAGUGUAAAUGGUAUUUAGGGCCAUUGGAUGUUCUAUAGGCUUGAGCUUUAAAAUGUAAACUUGUAUUCCUAAAGAAUUGGAAGAUGGUAACCGUAGUAGUCUCUGUUUACCUAUAUCUUGUUAGAGGUUAACAAUGUAAUCAGACAGUUCCUCUCUAGGGCUGUAUUCUGUUAACUUGGAGAUCAAAAGGAAAUAUUAACAUUUAGAUAAAAUUUAGGUGUAAUAAUAUCCCUGUCUGCAUGUCUCUUUAAAGUUUGUGGUAAACAGUCCAUGAACUGCUUAAUGGAUAAUCACCUUCUGUUAAUCCCUGUAGUUAAUUGUCGGUGAUAUUUAGGAAAUACAAGGUUAUUUCAAAAGCCUAUUUUUCACCCCAGGACUGCGUGCCAUCGAGAGGCUGCAAAAAUCUGUAUAAAAACUCUUGGGACCUGA
Chelonia mydas (Green sea turtle) is the source of this 4142-nucleotide messenger RNA. Its product is annotated as zinc finger protein 850. The transcript is spliced from 4 exons. NCBI's taxonomy places the organism in Eukaryota, Metazoa, Chordata, Testudines, Cheloniidae. Gene Ontology annotation, biological process: regulation of DNA-templated transcription. The record is from RefSeq and is a predicted model, not a curated record. The coding region runs from base 1384 to 3639 and encodes 751 amino acids.